Molecule: messenger RNA, 2518 nt
Organism: Rosa chinensis
Lineage: Eukaryota; Viridiplantae; Streptophyta; Magnoliopsida; Rosales; Rosaceae
Product: low-temperature-induced 65 kDa protein
Exons: 5
Coding region: 120-2270 (716 amino acids)
Biological process (GO): response to abscisic acid; response to stress
Source: RefSeq, a predicted model, not a curated record
GCUCCCGCCAUUCCUUUAAAGCUUCCCCUUCCCCUCCUCUGUUUCUCACACUCUUGUUUCUUUCAACACAAAAAAAGUUCUUUGUUUUAAUCAAUCAGAAAUAUCGCAAAGUUUGGAUCAUGGAUACUCAUGUAGUACAUUCUCGUGUUGAAGGUGAGGAGGAGGAGCACCAUGAGAAGACGUCGGUUUUGAAGAAGGUGAAGGCGAGAGCGAGGAAGUUGAGGGAUACUAUCACAGGGCAGGGCAAUCACGGCCAUGAACCCGAAGGCCAUCAGACUCCUGAUAAUGAUCAAGAUCUGGAUGAGGAGGAUGACGAAGAUGUAGACGACCCAGAUGUCCAUGGUGCACCAAAAUAUGACUCGGCAGUUAAGAAAACUGAUGCUCCUGUGCAAGGCGACAUUUUGAAGGUGCCUGUGGGGAAUUUCGGAGACACUAGAGCGGGGCAUGAUGAGCAUGAACCUGUAGUUCCAAGGGAGAAUUCUAAUGUCAAUGUCAGUGAUCCAUUGAGAUCUAAUGUGCCUGAGCUACAUGGAACUACAGACCACGGUGCAAUGCACAACUCUACCGCGACUAGGAAGACUGAUGCUCCUGUGCAAGGAGGCAUUCAUUUUGGAGAGACGCACCAUGAAUAUGAUCCUGUAGUGCCAAAAGAGAGGUCUAAUGUCGGAAUAAGUGAUCCGAUGAGGGACUCUGUGCCUGGGCAAAAUCGAACUACUACAGGGCAUGAGGAUCUUUUGGGAGGAGCAAGGACCAAACUGGCUGCUCCAACAACUGGACCUGUUCUUAAGCAUGAAGAGCCAAAGGGAUUGGUUGAUGUAAUUGGAGGAGGUCCUCAGGCGUCGCAUAACACCCCUGUUUCUUCUCUUCCUCAUCAUGGAAAUUACAACACUAGUACCACUGAUGUUGACCCAGGUAAGACUUUUGUCUCCGGGCAAGGAGAGCAUUUAGGUCAGACUAGGGUCAAAUUGGGGAAUACUGAUGUGCUAGGGGAAGGGACUCCCAAAUUGGGGAAGACUGAUGUACUAGGGGAAGGGACUCAUGUGCCACAGAGUACCCCUGUUUCUUCUGGAACUCACAGAAGUGCCAUGGACGUCGACCCUAGGCAGACAUUUGUUUCCGGCCAGGGAGGGCAGUUAGGUCAGUCCAGGGUCAAUUUGGACCGACCUAGCGGACUUGAGGAAGAUCCUCAUUCACCUAAGGCCAAUCCUCAAGCUCACACUCCUUCAAAUUACGAGACCGAAGUCACUGAUCCCACUAAAUCUGGUGGUGAGGAAAUUGGAGUCACACCAAUGCUCCAUUCCUUCGAUAAGAUGAACCUUCAGGAUGAUGAUUGCCAAUACUUGAAGAACGGUGACAAACAAAACCCGUCUACCGGAAGCCAUGACCAACUCUCUCCUGAUAAACCAUCGAACCAGGGCAGCAGCUACACUGAAAAAAUCUCAUAUGCCACUUCAGCCAUUGCCGACAAGGCAAUUGCGGCAAAGAAUGUAGUUGCUUCCAAGUUGGGAUAUGGCGGGAAUGAGCCUGAUCAUGAUGACUACUCGAGAGGCUAUGUUACUGGUGCUGGGAAGUCUGGUUCAUCACCUCGGAACAAAGUACUUGAUCCCUCUACUAACCAAUUCAUACCAGCAGAGACUCCACAAGUCCGAGGAACCAUCAAACCGGACGAUGUCCCCACAACUGAUCAGAAGCCAGUUCAGACGGGCGGAAGCUACACUGAGAGGAUUUCAUUUGCGGGAUCUGCCAUUGCUGACAAGGCGAUGUCCGCAAAGAAUGUUGUUGCUUCCAAGCUGGGAUAUGGGGCAACUGAUCAGGUGCAUGACAGGGAAAAUGUUACUCGCACUAAUGUGCAGUCUGGGACAUCGGCAGCGGACGGCAAUACGAUUACCUCUAAUCAAGCCGGACAGAACAAAGGGGUGUCUGUGAAGGACUAUUUCGUGGAGAAGCUGAGGCCCGGAGAGGAGGACAAAGCGCUUUCGGAGGUUAUAAGUGAGACAUUACACAAGCCUAAGCCGGGUGUUAAGCAAGAGACAGGGGACUCUGCUACUGCUAGGCCCAAGGGGAAGGUGACGGAGUCGGCUGAGGUGAGGCAGCGUUUGGGGAAUACCGAGGGGAAUGAGAAUUUUGUGGUGGACAAGAUUGAGGAUAGUAUUGGUUCAAUGCUUGGUGGUACUGGUAAGAGUGAUGAAGAACGUGGGCAAGGUCUCUCUAGCUCUGCUGCUACCGGGGAGGAAGAUCAGCACCGGAGGGUACAAGUAUCUGGCAAAUGAAGGAGGACUAUUACUAAGACUAUGGUGAAUAAUUAGUUGCUGGGAGUUUGUUUUGCGUAUGAUUUGAAACGCUUGUGUGUAGCGAACUAGCGACUUGACUAGACAAGGUUUUACUCCUGGCGAUUAUUAUGUAUGUAAUCUAUGUUUUAAUGUAACUGUUUGUGUUGUUUGAUAUGUGUGCGAAAGUGGAAAAACGUAACGCAUGACUUGAGUCGAUGUAAUGAAAUUUGGGUUGUUCGGUGUUUCAA